Chaetura pelagica (chimney swift) is the source of this 1429-nucleotide messenger RNA. RefSeq names its product ST8 alpha-N-acetyl-neuraminide alpha-2,8-sialyltransferase 2 (gene ST8SIA2). The transcript is spliced from 6 exons. NCBI's taxonomy places the organism in Eukaryota, Metazoa, Chordata, Aves, Apodiformes, Apodidae. The coding region runs from base 1 to 1071 and encodes 356 amino acids. Gene Ontology annotation, molecular function: alpha-N-acetylneuraminate alpha-2,8-sialyltransferase activity. The record is from RefSeq and is a predicted model, not a curated record. Gene Ontology annotation, biological process: N-glycan processing; oligosaccharide metabolic process.
AUGGCAGACCUUGGGAAAUGCCACAUUUGGCUCAACUAUGGGAGUUCUGGAGGCAGAGGUACAAUCAGAUCAGCUGUGAACAGCUUACAUAGCAAAUCUAAUAGAGCCGAAGUAGUAAUAAAUGACUCUUCGUCUCCAGCUGUUGUUGACAGAAGUAAUGAAAGCAUUAAGCACAACAUUAAACCAGCCUCACCCAAAUGGAGACACAACCAGACACUCUCUUUGAAGAUCAGGAAACAGAUCUUGAAGUUCCUGGAUGCAGAGAAGGACAUUUCGGUGCUGAAGGGGACGCUGAAGCCAGGGGACAUCAUCCACUAUGUCUUUGACAGGGACAGCACCAUGAAUGUCUCCCAGAACCUGUAUGAGCUGCUGCCCCGCACCUCCCCCCCCCAGGGCAAGCAGUUCCCCACCUGUGCCAUUGUGGGCAACUCGGGGGUCCUGCUCAGCAGCGGCUGCGGCCCCGAGAUCGAUGCACACAGCUUCGUGAUCAGGUGCAACCUGGCCCCUGUCCAGGAGUACUCGCAGGACGUGGGCUUGAAGACAGACCUGGUGACUAUGAACCCCUCAGUCAUCCAACGGGCCUUCGAGGACCUGGUGAAUGAGACUUGGAGGGAGAAGCUGCUGCAGCGCCUGCACAGCCUGAACGGCAGCAUCCUCUGGAUCCCGGCAUUCAUGGCCAAGGGGGGCAAGGAGCGAGUGGAGUGGGUGAACGAGCUCAUCCUGAAGCAUCACAUCAACGUCAGGACUGCCUACCCCUCCCUGCGCCUGCUCCAUGCUGUCCGAGGGUACUGGCUAACAAACAAGGUGCACAUCAAGCGACCCACCACCGGCCUCCUCAUGUACACCUUAGCCACUCGAUUCUGCAACCAGAUCUAUCUCUACGGCUUCUGGCCCUUUCCCCUGGACCAGAACCAGAACCCGGUCAAGUACCACUACUACGACAGUCUCAAGUAUGGCUACACCUCGCAGGCCAGCCCGCACACCAUGCCCUUGGAGUUCAAAGCCUUAAAGACGCUGCACCAGCAGGGAGCCUUGAAGCUGACAGUGGGGGAGUGCGAUGGGGCCACGUAGGGUGGUCCCUGGGCGUGUUCCUGCACAGCCACGGGAGGAAGGGGAGGGGGAUAAAAAAGGACGAGUGGUACCUGGUGGGGUUGGUUGUCUUUGUUAAUGCGCAGAACAGCGACACAAAUAUAUAUACGUGGUACCUAUAUAUAUUGACCUGAGUAUUAUAACUGUUUGGUGUUCGCCAAGGAAGGGGCAGGAGAGAUGCGGGAGCAUCUGGCGUGACUGGCCCGGGCAAGACCCCCUCACCGUGGGCUUGCUGGGCUGGGCAGGGCAUUCGAGCCACGUCCGAAAGGUGUGAAGGUGGCCUUGGUUUUUGAGGGUAUGUUAGGUGAUGGGUUAAACGUUAAGCCGUUUGUCGUGACUG